Molecule: messenger RNA, 1810 nt
Organism: Paramecium sonneborni
Lineage: Eukaryota; Ciliophora; Oligohymenophorea; Peniculida; Parameciidae
Source: the annotation of a GenBank genome assembly
UAAUGGACGUUCUCAAAGACCCAGUUAAUGAUAGAUAGGUGAAGACUCUAAAGCCUCCUCCUCAUAGACCACUCUCAAAAAAUCUGAUGUUUCCAGAUAAACUUAAAAGUACGUCAUAAUAUUUAAUUAUUUAGACAAACCAGAUUGGAAAUUAUUGAAAGAUCAUUUGUAAAGAGAAGGAAGAAUAGCUAAAGAAGAAUUAUUUAAAUUAGUUUCUGACUUCAAUAAAUUAUUAAGUAUAACUGAUAUUUUAAUUGUUAGAAAAUGAGGGAAAUGUUAUCUAUUUGCAAGAUCCACUUACUGUUGUUGGUGAUAUUCAUGGGUAUUUAAUUGAAUUAAAAUAGAUAAUAUUAUGAUUUAUUAAAAUUAUUAGAACCUAAAGUUGGUGGUAAUCCAGAAACGACAAAGUAAAAUAAUUUAUGAAUAUUAGAUAUUUGUUUUUGGGAGAUUUUGUGGACAGAGGAUCAUAUUCAAUUGAAGUAGUGAUUUUACUUUAUGCGAUAAAAUUAAAUUAUCCUAAUACAGUAUAUUUUUUGAGAGGAAAUCACGAAUGUCGAUAACUGACAGCAUUUUUUAAUUUUAAAGAUGAAUGUACUUAUCAUAAUAAUGAUAGGUCUUUAUAAAUAUGAUUAAGAAACUUAUGAAAUGUUAAUGGAUUCUUUUGAUUUAUUUCCAUUAGCAUGUAUAAUAAAUUCAAAAUUUAUAGCAAUUCAUGGAGGAAUAUCACCUGAUUUAAAAUCAGUAAUAAAUGAAAUAAUAUUUAGAUUGAAGAUAUAAAGAAAUUAGAUAGAUAUCAUGAGCCACCUCGUAGUGGAUUAUUUUGUGAUUUAUUAUGGAGUGAUCCAGUAGAUCAAGAUUAAGGAAAUUUAGAUGGUCAAUGGAAAAGUAAUGAAGUACGUGGAUGUAGUUGGUUCUUUGGGAUUGAUGCAAGUAUGAAAUUCUUGUAAAGAAACAGUCUGAUUAGUAUCAUUAGAGCUCAUGAAGUAAGAAAGUGUAAAUAUUCAGGCAUAACUUGAUGGAUAUAAAAUGCAUAGAUGGAAUGGGGGAUAAGAUUUCCCAGUUGUUAUAACAAUAUUUAGUGCUCCAAAUUAUUGUGAUGUUUAUAACAAUAGAGGAGCAGUAAUAAAAUUUGAAGUAAGAUUAUUUAUUAUAUAAAAUUGAUAGAAUAAUACUCUAAAUAUUUAAUAAUUUUAAUAUACUCCACAUCCAUAUUUACUACCAAAUUUUAUGGAUAUAUUUACUUGGUCAAUACCUUUCGUGGCUGAAAAAAUAACAGAAAUGCUUUAUAAUUUAAUUUAAGCUGGUGAUUAAGGUGAUGAUGAUGAUGAUGUCAAUUAAGAAGAUAUUGAAUAAUUCAAAUAAUUAACAAAUUAAAAUAAGUAGUAUAAUAAGUAACAAUCAGGUGGUUCUACAGGAAAAAGUAAAAAUAUUUUAUUAAAUUUUAAAAAAGGUACUGAGAAAUUGAAAAAUAAACUUAAGUUUGUAGCUACAAUGAUGAAACUUUAAAAAACACUUAGAGAAGAAAGUGAAAGUGUUAUGAAAUUAAAAGGAGCUUGUCCUGAUAAAAGAUUACCAAAAGGCAUACUUUCAGCUGGCAAAACAGCUAUUACAGAUGGUAUUAUAUUGAAUUAUAUAUUUUAGCACUUGCUGAUUUCAAUGUUGCCAAAAAUGCUGAUAUAGUUAAUGAAAAAAUGCCAGCUCAAGCAUAAAUUCCUUAAUAAUCUAUAUCAAUUAAAAAACCAAGUAAUAAUACCCCACAACCAAAGAAAAAAUGAGAAUCAAAUUCUAUCCAACAAAUAUUCAAAUAUAG